AUGUGCGUGUACAAGUAUAUUGGCACAUUCUUGCAGUAUCUUAAGCCCGAGCGAUUUAUAGUCAAAAUCAGUGGGUGUCGCAACCAGCUAUUUGCCCUUCAGGGAGCCCUCAAGUUCAACGGUGGUGGUCACAUCAACCACGACAUUUUCUGGACCAAUUUGGCCCCAACUAACCAGGGCGGCGGCGACUUCCCUUCCGGCAAGCUGUACGAUGACCUUAUCGCCAAGUGGGGUUCAGUAGAGGCCUUCCAGAAGGACAUGGCUGCCAAAACCGCUGCUGUUCAGGGAUCCGGAUGGGGAUGGUUGGGCUACGACAAGGUGAACAAGUCCCUCAAGAUUCAGACAUGUGCCAAUCAAGACCCUCUGGAGGCCACUACCGGGCUCAUUCCUCUGCUUGGUAUUGAUGUGUGGGAGCACGCAUACUACUUGCAGUACAAGAAUGUGCGCCCCGACUACCUGAACGAGAUCUGGAAGAUCGUCAACUGGCAGAAUGUUGCUGAGCGAUACAACAAGGCUCAGUAAAUUAGGCUGCUGAGUCUGCCUUGCCCUUAAUACUGGCAUGCUGUGACAAGAUUUAUUAACUCUUGACCGACAAUAAGGGCCUUUCUAAAAGGAAAUGGUAGCUGAUAAACAAUUAUGUUAUUUGAACAGUCGAUGUAAUUGCACAUACAGAACGAAACUCAAAUACCCGAGUGCUCGUGAGAAAAAUGAAUAGCUCUCUAAGUCAUCUGAAUUUGGGUUGAGAAACAGUCGCAUGCAGACAGAAAUACGUGGCAGCGUGACAUGCUUAUGAAAUAUAUUCAG
This is a messenger RNA of Sphaeroforma arctica JP610, 804 nucleotides long. RefSeq names its product superoxide dismutase [Mn], mitochondrial. NCBI's taxonomy places the organism in Eukaryota, Ichthyosporea, Ichthyophonida. The record is from RefSeq and is a predicted model, not a curated record. The transcript is spliced from 4 exons. Bases 1 to 522 code for a protein of 173 amino acids. Gene Ontology annotation, biological process: superoxide metabolic process. Gene Ontology annotation, cellular component: mitochondrion. Gene Ontology annotation, molecular function: metal ion binding; superoxide dismutase activity.